AAUCACAAAGCAAGGAGGAAACUAGACGAUGCUCCUAAUGUGACAGGUGAUGAUUUACGGCUUAAAAUCAACAAAAUGUCGCGAAUGUUGUGUGUUUUUCUAGGUACUGUUUACCUUAUAUCUGUUGCCGCUACCACCUUCAUCAGUUCCGGUGGUUUUCAGAGUGACGGCCUGCAGAAGUUGCCAAGAUAUGUUUUGAACCUCGAUCUGCCAGAAGAGGACCGAUGGCAACCCAUCCUCAAACACUGGGAUGCAGAACUCUACCGCAAAUACGUAGAGUCGAUGUUGAGUAAAUAUUCUUCAAACGAGACAGCUGCCCUGAUGGAAGUAAUUGGAGAGGAGAUUGAGAAGUAUCUACCAUCACCCUAUGCGGGUGAGAUCAGAGGAAUCGCCAAGCACUUCAAACUCAAAGUUGGAGAAAUGGUCUUUGUUAAUAUCUUCUACGAUGUCUCAGUAGGAUGUACCAGCAUCGUAGCACAGGACAGUCAGGGGAGUAUCUGGCAUGGACGCAAUAUGGACUACUCAAACUCGCCAACGCUCAGAAACUUGAGUGUAAUAGUGGACUUCCAGAGCAAUGGGAAGACUUUGUACACAUCAACAACAUUUUUAGGUCAAACAGGGACCUUCACGGGACAAAGGCCUGAUGCAUUUACAGUGUCCUUCAACCAGAGAAAUCAAGGGACUCUGGUUGAUGACAUCAUACAGAUUUUCAAAGCCCUAGUCAAUGAUAGAACUGUCUUCACCUCGUUCCAGAUCAGAGAUGUCCUAUCACGUAAAGACACUGUGUCCUUUGAACCUGCCCUGCAACGGCUCGCGAACGUUCCCCAGACAGCACCAAACUAUUUCAUCAUUGGUGGCAUGCAACCAGAAGAGGGCGCAGUUGUCACCAAAGGACGAUUGAAAGCAGUCGACGUCUGGAAGCUCAACUCAACAGAGGGAAGGUGGUUUUUGCUGGAAACCAACUACGAUCAUUGGAUGGCACCCCCAGAAAGCGACGAUCGAAGGGAUCCAGGAAACAAAGCCAUGAAUGCCACGGGUUCAAAGGUCAUCGACCUGAGUCACCUUCUUGAGGUGUUAUCUAUCCCUCUAGUGUGCAAUAGAAACACUAUAUACACCACGCUGAUGAGUGCAGCCCACCCUGGUAGUUUCGUCUCCUACUACCGCCAAUGUAAGUAAGUAGACAAAUACUGGACAUCACCUACAAGCCCUCGGCAGAGCUGCCAUCUCUCCCUGAUUCUGCAGAAAGUUCCCUGAAAAUGAACAAAUCUUCUCACGUUCUGAUUUGAAAAUCUCCCUGAUAAAGGGAUGGUACACGUUUGGUAAUUACUCAAAACAAAUAUUAACUUAAACACUGA
Asterias rubens (European starfish) is the source of this 1355-nucleotide messenger RNA. Its product is annotated as N-acylethanolamine-hydrolyzing acid amidase-like. The record is from RefSeq and is a predicted model, not a curated record. Bases 76 to 1176 code for a protein of 366 amino acids. The transcript is spliced from 9 exons. Gene Ontology annotation, molecular function: fatty acid amide hydrolase activity. Gene Ontology annotation, cellular component: lysosome. Lineage: Eukaryota; Metazoa; Echinodermata; Asteroidea; Forcipulatida; Asteriidae. Gene Ontology annotation, biological process: fatty acid metabolic process.